Molecule: messenger RNA, 6570 nt
Organism: Leguminivora glycinivorella
Lineage: Eukaryota; Metazoa; Arthropoda; Insecta; Lepidoptera; Tortricidae
Product: cadherin-23
Biological process (GO): homophilic cell-cell adhesion
Cellular component (GO): cell-cell junction; plasma membrane
Molecular function (GO): calcium ion binding
Source: RefSeq, a predicted model, not a curated record
CCGACCUCCGCUCCGUUCGCACCUGUCGGGCGAAAGCGACCCGCGACCGCCCGGAAAGGAAGUGCAGUGACUGAAUCAUUGUUCGGCGGAUUGAAAAUUUGAAUUUCGAACGCGAUCAAGGACGAAUUGGAGUAAACAUCGGCACGUAAAGCAGAUUAAAUCGUCCGACGGCGUGAGGUGACAACACUUUCUAUCGCGGUCACGCGUCUUCCCACGGUACGCCGAGGAAAACAAUUAAAAAAUGCACCUAAUUAAUAUAAGAAUAAGGAUCCAAGCAGUCAGAUGAUCGUCGAAAAACUCGAUAAUGCGGGAUUACUCAAACCGAGUCAGGUUAAAAUGCAUUGUUGCGGUUUGGCUGUCACUAGUCCUUGGAGUCUCAGCCAACCGACCUCCGAGGUUUCUUAUAGAGGGCCAGUCGGAAAUUGUGGUCAGGCUCAAGGAAGGCGCUGAUACUCCUGUAGGAAGUUUAAUAUACCGUCUCAGGGGCAUCGACCCUGACGGAGAUGAACUAAAAUUUGGAAUAAGAGAUCAACUUGGUACUAAUAUUUUAAGAAUAGAGGCCAUUACAACCAACGAAGCUAAUAUUUAUUUAAUUAAGGAAUUAGAUAGAGAGAUACGUGAUGAAUAUUCAUUUGUGUUAACGCUUACGGACGGCCAUUUAGGGGAAGGAAACUUCAUCACGCAAAGCUUCCUGCUAUUAGUCGAGGACGUCAAUGACAACGAACCCAUAUUUAAACCGUAUCCCUCAGCAGUCACAGUCAAAGAAGAUGCUUCUCCUGGCAUACUCACCACAGUUGAAGCGACGGACCUCGAUGAAGGAGCUUAUGGACAAGUGCUAUACCAUUUGCAAGAAUUAGACGGCGACGUUGACAACUUCGCGAUCCAAACUGUGAAUGGCAAAGGUGUUAUCCGUUUGACCAAGCAACUGGACUACGAGCGCAAGUCGCUAUACCAACUGCGGGUGCUGGCCGUAGACCGGGCCAACCAGGGCCGGGUGAACACGGGCACGGCCGCGAUACUAGUGAAGGUGCAGGACGUGGAAGAUCAGCCGCCGGAGUUUGUGGUGGUCAGCCCUGUGACUAGGAUUAGCGAAGAUGCUGAUGUCGGGACGUCGGUUUUACAAGUGCAUGCCAUUGAUGGUGACAGAGGCAUCAACAACCGUAUCUCAUACAGCAUCAUAUCAGGCGGCGAGGAACACUUUGAUAUUGACAGCAGCUCGGGCAUUGUCUACACAGUCAGCCAGCUUGACAGAGAAGACCCAAGGAACAGCAAUGGAGCUUACAUCCUGGAGAUAUUGGCUACAGAAGAAUCUCGCAUGGUAUCGCCCAUGCCGAGCGCGACCACCGAGGUCACGGUCAUCGUGACUGACGUAAACGACGAAACGCCGCGGUUCCGCAGCGACAAGUACGUGGGCGAGGUGCUGGAGAACGCGCAACAGAACACUCCCAUCACCUUCCUGCAGGAUGCGGUGCCUGAAGUCUUCGAUUAUGAUCAGGGUAAAAAUGGUACCUUCGAAUUAUUCCUACAAGGAGACAAUGGCGUCUUCGACGUCACGCCGUUUAAAGGAAUCAACGAAGCCUCCUUCCUGAUUAGAGUCAAUGACCCAUCUUCCUUAGACUAUGAGAAAGUUACUGUGAUGAACUUCAGUCUCAUAGCCAAAGAGAUUGUUUCUAACAAUCCUAAGAUCAGCGUGGUCCCCAUAACGGUUCACAUAAAGGAUGAGAAUGAUAACUUCCCCGAAUUCACCGAGUCUCUAUACACGGUGUCUAUCCCCGAGAACUGCGGCGCGGGUACUACCGUGGCGUGGGUCCGCGCGCUUGACCAGGACUCGGAUAACUAUGGCACCAGGGGCAUUCGGUACACCGGGCUUGGAGGCAGCAUAGCGAGUUUACUAAGCCUCAAUCCAAUCUCCGGCGUAAUAACCGUGAAGCAAGCCGGUGGUGACAGUUUCGACCGCGAGCUCGUCUCGAGACACUACCUCACCGUGGAAGCACGCGACGACCUCGGUAGAGGCAACCGCAACACCGCACAACUCAUAGUCAACAUAGAGGAUGUUAACGACAAUGCGCCUAUGUUCCUGGCCAAUAAAUAUGAGGCUAGAUUGCUUGAGAAUGAGAGACAGUUUGAAAACCCGUUGGUGCUGGAAGCUAGAGAUAUUGAUUUGAAUGGUACUAAGAACAGUCACAUAGAGUACUCUAUAGUGGGCGGCGAGUACAAGAACAAUUUCACCAUAGACCCGAACCUGGGCAUCAUCACGCCCGUGGACGGACUCGACUUCGAGCAGAUUCCGGGGGACAACACUAACAUACGACCGAUACAUCUCACUGUCAGAGCGCGCGAUUUCGGCGUACCACCGCUGUCCUCGACAGUUCCUGUAACGAUAUACGUACAGGACAUCAACGAUCACGCGCCCAUGUUCCAACAGAUGAUGUACAAGCGCUCCAUACCUGAAGACAUGCCUGGAGGGACUAGCGUCUUAGAGGUAAAAGCGCGCGACGGAGACGGUUUCCCUAACAAUCGCGUGGUGUAUCGUAUACAGCGCGGCGCGAGCGACAAAUUCGUCAUUGACUCUCGCUCGGGCGUUGUGUCCGUCGCCAACGGCUCGUCGCUCGACCCCGACAAGACUAACCCGAAGAGCAACCGCUACACGCUUACCAUCGUCGCGUUAGACGGUGGUAUCGGUGAGCAGCAGCUAAGCGCGGCAGUGCUAGUGAACAUCACCAUAGUGGACGUGAACAACAAACCACCUGUGUUCGUCGAACCCGGGACUAUCAGCGUGAAGGAAAACACACAGGUGGGAACCCUAGUGUACCGCGCACAAGCCCACGACCCGGACUCGCAGCCCGUGCUCCGUUUCGCGAUAGACAAGGACGCCAGUAUCGCGCGGGACGAGGACGGCGUGCUGGUCCCGCUCACGGAGUACGACUACAUGGCCAUCUGGGACUUGAACGCCGUUGACGGGACGCUCAGGGUUGUCAGAUUACUUGACAGGGAAAAAGUAGAAACGAUCAAACUAGUAAUCACAGUAGAAGACAUGGCAGCAGUAGCCGGGCCUCGGCAAACCGCAUCGGCCACGCUCACUAUCGUAGUCGCCGACGAAAACGACAACAACCCCAAGUUCCGGAAACCCUUCUACCGGACCUCCAUAGCUGAGAACUCUAAGAAUGGUGCUAAUAUAGUGACUGUGAUCGCGGAUGAUGCGGAUAAAAAUCGGACUAUGACCUACUACGUUGAAGGUCCCGAAAAGCUGUUAAACCUCAUCCACAUGGAAAGUUCCACGGGCGAGAUAGUGGUGGCGAACAAGAUCGACCACGAACAGCAGGCGUGGAUCAAUCUGACAGUCAAGGCGGUCGACAGCGGGCAGCCGCCACGAUACGCUGUGGUUGACUUGUUCAUACAGGUGCUGGACGAAAAUGAUAACAACCCAUAUUUCGAGAGCGGCAACUUCGAAUACCGUGUGCGCGAAGAUGUGGAACCCGGUACCACCAUCGCAAACAUCGUGGCGCGGGAUGCUGAUUCUGGCGAGUACGGCAAGCUCACCUACCUACUGGACCGUAUGUCUACACAGGGCAAGUUCCUGAUAAAUGCGGAAACAGGAGCAGUAACAGUAUCGGACUGGCUGGAUCGCGAGACGCAAGCGUCCUACACCUUGGUAGUGGAAGCUUGGGACAACUACCAGUUCGGGUAUCUUAGCGGGGAAAGCAGGAAUGCAUUUAAGCAGAUUAUUGUUCACAUAGAAGACGUGAACGACAACCCGCCGAUACUCCAGCUGCCACAAGACUGCGUCACCAUCAGCGAGUUCCACAAGCAUCGCGAGCCCAUAGUCGCAAUAUCGGCCACCGACGCUGAUGACAACGCUUCGCCCAACGGCCGCGUGCAGUUCAAGCUUGUUGGCGGGAAGGGAUACGAUCUAUUCCGCUUCGAGCAAGUCGGCGGUGACGCCAACACGGGCCGGCUGUUCGCGAAGCAGUCUCUCAAGGACCGCUUCGGCAACUACUCUCUCACCGUGGAAGCCAAGGAUCUGGGCACGCCACCCAAUGUUGUCCGCGGGGAGUUGAGGCUCUGUGUCACCGACUUUAACGACCAUGCGCCUGUGUUCGUGCACCCGCCACAGAAUGUCACUAUUAAAGUGCCUGAGAACGCAACAAUCGGCACGGUGGUGGUCGAAGUGCGCGCAAUUGACGCGGAUAUCGGCGCGAACGGCGCUGUGCGAUACCGCGUGCGGCGCGACGCGGGCGGCGCCUGGCGCGCCUUCAGCGUGCACGCCACUAGCGGCGCGCUGCGCACGGCUGUGCCGCUGCAUCGAGAUACUACUGCGCGCUACCAGCUCAGAAUCGAAGCCUACGACCUUGGUCUGCCCACGCCACUCAGCUCUGACCUCGAUCUCACCAUCUACGUGCAAGACGUCGACAGCUACCGACCACGCUUCCCCGACCGGCACCUCCACAUCAACCUCACUGAAAACAUGUAUGAGGAGGGACUGUACUUGCCCAGUGUCAUAGAGAGGGAUGAGAUAGACAGGGGGGAUGAGCCGGUGCUGCCGGUGUGCUAUUAUAUUGUGGAGGGGAAUGAGGAUGGCGAAUUUGAACUUCACCGGAAUACUCACAGGUUGGCCACACAACGCCCGCUAGACCGAGAGAAGAAAUCCAACUACACCCUAACAGUAUUAGCGACGGAGGACUGCGUAGCUGCGCCCGAGUACCGCCCCAAAGUAGAUUCCGUCAGCACUCUCACCGUCCACGUCACGGUCAAUGAUAUAAACGACAACGCGCCUAAGUUCGUCAGCAGGAUCUUUACUGGGGGCAUCACUACUGAGGCUGACUUUGGCAUCGAAUUUAUGCAUGUUAAGGCCAUUGAUCUCGACGAAGGUGCAAAUGCUAAAAUGGGCUACUACCUCCUGGGCGAAGUGAAGAAAACACUAACCGAAGGUUUAGAGAAUUUGGCAGUAUCGCCUUUUCUGGUCAACGAGGAGACAGGUGCUAUCUCGCUUAAUUUUGACCCACAGAAAGGGAUGAAAGGAUACUUUGAUUUUAAAGUGCUUGUCAACGACACGGGUGGCCUACAAGACGAAUCUCACGUAUUCAUAUACUUGUUACGAGAGGACCAACGAGUGCGUUUCGUUUUACGCUCCCAUCCGUCUGAAGUCAGAGAUAAAAUAAACAUUUUCAGAGAAAAACUGGCACAAGUUGCAGAGUCCGUAGUUAACAUAGACGAUUUAAGGAUGCAUGAAAAUAAGGACGGAUCUGUGGAUAAUACUAAGACUGACUUGUAUCUGCAUCUGGUUAAUGGACAAGAUCAUUCCGUGCUCGAAGUGAAUCAGGUGCUGCAGUUGGUCGACAAGAAUAUUGAACAGCUGGAUGAUUUGUUCAAGGAAUUCAACGUCCUGGACACACAGCCAGCCGAAUACCAACCACUGACGGUAGACACAAUCACGUCUAACCAGACGGUGUUCUGGCUGGUGUGGACCACGCUGUUCCUGACCGUGCUGCUCGUGCUCUCGGUCAUGAUGUGCCUCAGCCAGCGCGCGGACUACGUGCGGAGGCUGAAGGCGGCCACGGCUACUGCUUAUUCAUCGCCGACACCCGGUGAAUCGGAUAUGACUAUCAGGAGUUCCGGUGGUCGCGUACCCAACACAAACAAGCAUAGUACAAAAGGAUCAAAUCCGAUAUGGCUCCACGCAUAUGAAAACGAAUGGUACAAAUCAGACGACCAAGUCAGCCAUUCAGAGCGCGACUCCCUCGACGAAAACGCCGUUGAUCAAGACUUGUCUAACGAAAAACCAUAUUUUAUCACCACAGGUGCCUUCCCUUCCAUAGAUUCUGAUGCGACUGAACCUCAGACUAAUCCUGUCAAAUAUGACUUUUACCAACAAUUGGAGCAGAUGAAAAAUGCCAAAAAUAUGGAAACGACAGAAUUGUAAUAAUUUUUUAUACAAGAAUAAUUCGCUGCUCAAUUAGGUCUACCUACAAUAAUUUUAGAAAGUAUAUGAAAGGCACAAUGCCUAAUUUGUUAAGGCUCUGUCGUAAUGUAACCGAAGAGUUAUCCUGUUGUAAAUUAUAACAUUUACACAUUUUUGCACUCAAAUACCGAACAUGCAGAAGUGAAAGGAGAUUUUAUGUAAAAAUAAAUAAUGCAGCUAACAAAAAAACAAUGCAUCAUUUUGUUAUAAUUUGCUGACUAAAAUUAGCCAACAAAUCUAACUGCCGCUUUAGUGUGUAUUAGUCGUGCCUUUUGUAAAUUAUUUUCUAUAUAGUGAUUAAGAUGUCCUAAGUGUGAUUUGUACGAGUACAAUACAUUUUGUAAUCUACAUUUAUUCAUGAUUAGAAUAAUAAAGAACGAAGAUUUUAUCAAACCAUAACUAGUUCAUGGUAACUUUUAGUUUAUUCGAAUUUGUAUGUUACCUCUGAUAUGAAUUCAAAUAGAAGUUUGCAAAUAAAGUAAUUGUAUUUGUAACAGUUUUAUUUAACCAACCCUAAUAAGCUCUCCAGUUUAAAUACGUACUAGCAAAGAGGAUCGAGUAUUAUACACCGUGUUUCACUUAACACUAAAAACCUGAAAACCGUUUGUUCA